Molecule: messenger RNA, 1450 nt
Organism: Acaromyces ingoldii
Lineage: Eukaryota; Fungi; Basidiomycota; Exobasidiomycetes; Exobasidiales; Cryptobasidiaceae
Product: Sec20-domain-containing protein
Exons: 3
Coding region: 23-1099 (358 amino acids)
Biological process (GO): retrograde vesicle-mediated transport, Golgi to endoplasmic reticulum
Cellular component (GO): endoplasmic reticulum; SNARE complex
Molecular function (GO): SNAP receptor activity
Source: RefSeq, a predicted model, not a curated record
AUCGCUAGAACGCUCAUCCGCCAUGUCUGCGUCGUCGUCGUCGUCCCAGGGCGCCGUCGUCGCAGCGCCUCCGCAGCGCCUGCUCCGCCUGCUGCACGAUGUCCAUGCCGUGCAAGUUCCCAGUCUGAAGCGAGCUUCGUCGCUCGGUCCGCGCUCCGAGGGGGCGCCGUCGCUCGACGACGUCGAGUCCGAGCUCACUGCGACGCUCCUCGACGUGGACCGGGCGCUCGAGGCGUUCAAGCUCGAAGCCUUUGAUCUCGGCGACACGGAGUCAGAGCGCCGGGAAUGGGCAGAGGCAGUGACAAGGGCCUCGCAAGAUGUAUCGAGGGCAAGGCGAGAGGCGAACCUGGCCAUGGUGCAGGCUCGAAAGGCACAAAGAGCCAAUGCGGGCCGUGGAGAUCUGUUUGGGGACAUGGCAUCGAGCGCAGAGGAGCGUCGGCGGAGGCGAGAGGCGGCCGCCGCCGAUGAUCGAGGCGCCGAUGACAAGCUCAUGACGGCUUCCUCAGACGUCACAUCGGCGCUCCAACGGACCGUGGCGCUCAUGUCGGCCGAGCUGGAGAAGUCGUCCUACUCGUCGCAGCUCCUCGACGAGUCCUCGACGACGCUGCAGGCAGCCACGGCGCAGUACCAGUCCUUUUCCGACCUCGUCGCCUCGUCGCGCCAGCUGAUCAAGAGCAUGGAGCGCGCAGACCUGUACGAUGCAGCGCUGCUCCUCCUCAGCUUUGCCUUUUUCUGCGCAUGCAUCCUCUACAUUCUCAAGGUCCGCAUCUGGGACCGCGGCGUGGGCAUCCUGGGCUUCUUCUUUCGCAUCGGCGGCAUGGCCACGCGCACGAGGAGCAUGGGCGACGUCAAGGAGAAGCUCGAGCUGGCCAAGCAGGCCUCGGCUGCCGCUGCUGCUGCUGCUGCUACUUCUUCUUCAGCCUCCUCGGCUUCGGCCUGGUCCAAGAGCGCAAUGGAGGCUGCAAAGGAGGCUGCCAAGACGGCCGUCACGACGGCCAUUGCCGCGUCCGCCUCGUCUUCCAUCGCGGAGCCAGCAGCGCAACCCGACGAUGCGGCGCCCGCCGCUGCCACACCAGACGUGCACCACAUUGAGCUGUGACACAGACUUGUUCGCUGUACAGUAGACUGCAUACAAAAUACACUCAUGGUGAGAAGAGAGAGGAGAAGAGCAGAUACUACAAAUCGUCAAAGAAGUCAUUUCCCCCUCGCCGCUUCGGCACCACCUCGACCUUGCUCCUUUUGCUGCUGCUCCUCGUUUCUUCUGCAUCGCUUUCACUCCCUUCUUCCUCUUCCUCUUCCUCUUCCUCUUCUUCUUCUUCGUCUUCUUUGUCCUCUUCAGCCCUUGCUGCCCUCGAGAGGGGCGCCUCUGCCAAGCCCAUGCCCACAGCUCUCAGCCCUCCUCCAUCGUCCCUCUCUUCGUCUUCAUCAUCAUCCUCCUCCGAUGCCUCCC